Molecule: messenger RNA, 4181 nt
Organism: Pelmatolapia mariae (spotted tilapia)
Lineage: Eukaryota; Metazoa; Chordata; Actinopteri; Cichliformes; Cichlidae
Gene: ciarta
Product: circadian associated repressor of transcription a
Exons: 6
Coding region: 439-1464 (341 amino acids)
Biological process (GO): negative regulation of DNA-templated transcription; circadian regulation of gene expression
Cellular component (GO): nucleus
Molecular function (GO): RNA polymerase II cis-regulatory region sequence-specific DNA binding
Source: RefSeq, a predicted model, not a curated record
UGCCUCGUGCUGUUCCUCUCGCUCUGCAUCCACACCUACCACACGUGCGGCCGUUGAAGGAUCGGAGGGAUCCAAACGCUUAUACCAACCAACCGAUGUUGUGCGUCCCGCCGAUUGGCCAAGCCUCUCGGCCAAUGAGGAAAAGAGCAGCUCUGGACUCAGCCAAUCGCGACUCCGUACACGCUCCAGCACGUGUAGCGGCCGUUGCGCUCGGUGGGUACUUCGCGUGCGGGUCGGAGAGCUCCCAAAGUAAGUGAAACGCCACGAGCGGAGGUAGCAGAAACGAGGAGGGACUGGCUAAGAGGAGUUACAGCUGUGCUCACAAGUAGAGCCGUUAGUUUUUGUGGAAGUCCCCUCUGUGAGCUUUGAUUUAUUUUUUUUAAACUAGUUCAAAUAGCUAACCGUUUUUUAAGAGUCCAACUCUCCUCCGUCCAAAAGAUGAAUUCAUUAAGUAAUUCCUCCAAAUGGCCAUCUUAUGACUCGCUACCCUCCACUCCAAGCUUUCUACUCAGUGAGACUGAGCAGACUGAAGAUGAGGCUGAAACCUUCUCAGAGGGAGAGGGGGACAGUGGGAUUGGAAAGUUGCCUUCCGCCGAUGAAGGAAUCUCACUUUCUGGAAGCUACAUUGGUUUACCUCCUCAUACCAAUCGGCUGCGUUUGAGAUCUCAGUGUGACCGGUCUGAAAAGUGCUCUGACAAGACUAAACCUCCAGGCUCUGCCCCUUCUCCUGAAGACCACACAUUAUCGUCAUCAGUGACACCAGGGGACAUCGCUUUCGCUCAGAAGUGUGCAGAUUUGCACAGGUUUAUCCAUCCUCUCCUCGAGCUGCUUCAUGGUUUAAAGACUGGCCGAUUUGACCGAGGCUUAACCAGUUUCCAGCAGAGUGUUGCUAUGGACAGGUUGCAGAGGAUUCUUGGAAUCCUACAGAAACCUGAAAUGGGUGAGAAAUAUCUUCAGAAUCUGCUGCAGAUAGAGAUGCUGCUCAAAAUGUGGUUCCCUCGGGAGGCGUUUACAUCCACAAACACACCAAACAAGACCACCACACCCAGAGUCGCAGCACACUGGAGCCAAAAUCAGCUCCACAUCCCAGUAAAGAAGAGAAAACUGAGCUGGCCAGACUCUACCCAGGCAGGCAAAGUCCCAGCCAAGCACGGAAAACACGGGAGCUGCCAUGCUGCCUCUUCACUAGACACCAUUUCCACGUGUUGGCGCGGAUCCCGUACAGAACAGAAAACUCCAGAGGAAGAAGCAGACGAAGCAGCUGGGUACAGCUGUAGCUCUGAACACGAGUUUACACGCAGGACUGGCACUUUAAGCAAGCCGUCAUAUUUAUGUAGCAGGAGAGCACAUGACAAUCGGAAGCACCCUGAGAGUUCUCCGCCCUCCUCCUCAUGUGGCAGCCCAGCUACACAAGACAGCUCGGUGUCUUCAAGCAACAUCAUUACUACAAGUGACUCACCUUAGCUGGCCUUAGCUGACCUCGCUAUCACAUGGAGGUGCCUCAGCAUGCCAGCGAGACUGAAAGCAGAGGGCGGACUCGAUUACAUAAGAAUAAAGUUGGGCGUGGAGCCAGUCUGUGAUGCUUAUAAGGAACAUUAAACCAGGAGGAGGAGGAGAACUGUACAGAGAUGGUCAUUAACCCCUAACUAUCCAGUGUUGGGUUUUUAAUGACACCAGAGUUAUUUCAAAGUGUUUGUCUGAAUGAAUUUUUAUAUACAUUGACCUUUAAGUUAAAAAAAGUUGGAAAUACUUUUACAUGUGUUAAAACAGUCUGUGCUGUGCUUUGUACAUUUUCAUAUCAUCGAACGCAGCUCUAAGCAGUAGCAGUACAGGAUUUCAUGCCAUUGAUGAAAAACGUGUUUGUAGCAGGAAAAAAACGAGUCAGUUGAAUAUAAAAUACUUUAUGAAGCGACGAUUGGUUCCACGGCUGCUUACAUUUUUUUUGCAUUUGCACUAUUUUCCCAGAGAAAAUAGGACAAAUUAAUUAGCGGCUUAAUUUAUCGUGAAGCAACUCGCAAAUUGAUUACAAAUAUACCUCAUUAUUGAACUCAGAUGACUCGAAAUUUUAUUUAGGAAAGUUUAAAAAGUAUUUUUUCCAGCUGUCUGAUUGUAGCAUACAGUAGAAUAAAGGCAUGUAGCCGCUGCCAAAAUGUGCCAAAUUAAACCAUGAUGCAUUAUCAUAUCACAAGCAGCUUACUCUAGUGUCACAGCACUUAACGUACGCUCUUUGUUUUUUUAUCUGCACUUAUUAAGAACAGAUGUAGUCCCACACAGAACAUGACUGACUAGUAAUUACUGAGCCGAGUUAGAAACCAAAGAAGCUCGGUCUUUCAGUUGGUUUUUAUUCUGUGAGCUAGCUGUAGAUAGGUGGACUUGAAAUAUUUUAUUACACUUGACCUUGGGCAGGGGUCACUUUUUCCUUAUUAGGUGAUUAAACAGGAAUAAUAUAAUAUUUAAUCCUGUGUGACUUUGAAUUGAUGCAGCUGCACUUUUGGAUGACAAUGAGGAAAUGUUACACACUAAAGGGUUUGUGAUAUUAUUUAUGAAAGCAGUACUUGAAAACCUUAAUUCCAUUCAGCAGACUUGGUGUGUGUUACGCCUGGGAUGAGCGCUUUACAGGUUUUUGUAGGGGAAAGGGUGGGGGAGGAGGACGUGUCAUUUGAUUGCAGUAGAGCAAAUCUAGCUUAUUAUUCAUACAAAAAAGCUCCAAAUGCAUUGUGUCAUCACGAGGGCAAAAAACAUCCCUUUGUGCCCUGUUUUAAAUGGAUUUGUAACCCUGGAAGUGCUUUACUAUUGAGUCAUUAUUAAGAAAUAUCAGAGGGAAUACGAUAAACAAAACACUUUCCAUUCCAUUUCUAUUAAAUACCUUAAUAUUUUUUUUUUGUACCACCAUAUUUUAUAAUCAGGUAUCAUUCAUGUUGAAUGACAUUUCAUCUCCGGUGGGUUCUUUUUGUUUUGGGUUGGUUUUUUUUUAACCAGUGAGCCUUAUUUUAUCACAUAAAGCUUGCCUGACAUUAAAUCAUACAAGAAAAAGUCAUACGAAAAGUGUACUGUUUUAACCAACGAUGGUAACAUCAUUUUGCCACAUAUGCCACUGAAAAGCGAAUGUUUCUCAGGCUUUGUCCUUACGUGUGUAUGAAUUUUCUUAUUUAAAGCAGAAAUUGGAAGCACAAGGCGGAGAACAAUAGUGCAGCGGUGUGUUGUGUUAGUCUGUUAAGAUGUAGCAUCCUGGAGUACACUUUUUGUUGUGCUGGGUUACACUUUUUAUUUGUGAUAAAGGAGUUAAGAAAAAAAAAUCAAAUUUUACAGUUUGAUGUCUUUAAUUUUCACUUGUUUUAGAAAAUUUAUUUCUUAUAAUGAAAUUAUUGCUGGUGAUUUCUUGAUAAGUACAGAAUGACAUGAAUCAGCAAAACAUGGGACAUUUUUUCUGCAUUGAUGUUUAAGUUUUCUGCUUUCCAGCCACUAAAUCUACCCCGUAAAUAUUUUUACAAGGCUCCUUUAUUAUUCCAUGGGUUAGAUAAGUACAGUUUUACUUGUAUAGCAUCAAUUUAGAGCAUAUUAUUGGAAGGUGAACACACUACAUCAUUGGGGUUAGGGUAACCGGUCAUGGCACAUUCAGGCUGCAUUGAAAAGGAAAAAACAAGGGUGCAGAUAGGCCACGAGUAACACAGCAAAUAACAAGGUGGGACCAGUAACUGCAGGUCAGGAACAUGCUGCUCCAAAGCAGGAGAUACCACCAGAAAGACACAGGGAAGAGAGAGAGGAGAAAACACAAAGCACAAAAGUGGCAUUUUCUAUGUGUGGGUUAUAUAAAGUCGUUUUUAUUCUUGUAUUAUUCUUGGUUCAGGGUCACCUGAUCCAGCAGCAGGCCCAAUUGUGAGCUUGGUAAAAAAGUAAAAUUUCUCUUCACAGCAAAGUAUUUUUUUCUGACCAGAACACCUCGUACACUAUGAACUUAUUUACUCUGCAUUCUUUAAAUGGUACAAACACAACAUUUGGCUUCACACUGGUAUGAACUAACCAUCUGCUGUAGAUUUCUCAACAUUUUUUGAGGACACACUGCACAACAUCCUGAGAAAUUCAAAGUUUUGAUGGCUAAUUUGGAAAUCACCUCAUUGGUGUAUAAGUAUUAAUUUUUGGCAUUUUUUACUGACUCAACUAACAAAGUGGAAAUAAAUUGU